GAUCCUGAGAGAGUCAUGGAGACUAGCCCCAACGCAAGAUAUGCGAAGCUCAAUCAAGUACUGGGAAAAGGCGCAUACAAGGUCGUAUACAAGGCUAUCGACAGGGAGGAAGGCUACGAGGUUGCAUGGAACACUUGUCAGACCACAAAAGCGGAGUUCAUGGAGUUGAGCGAAGAGAUUGAGAUUCUGAAAAGAGUGCGCCAUCCCAACAUCAUUCAAUUCCACGAUUGCUGGUACAACAAUACGGAAUUCGUUUUCAUUACGGAGCUGAUGACGUCUGGAACGCUGCGAGAGUAUAUUCGGAAACUGCAAAUUCCAAAUAUGAAGAUUGUGAAGCGUUGGGCCCGGCAAAUAUUAAAGGGCCUGUCGUACCUUCAUUCUCACGAUCCGCCAAUCAUUCACCGGGAUAUCAAGUGCGAUAACAUCUUCAUCAAUGGGGCGCACGGGGAAGUGAAAAUCGGUGACAUGGGCACUGCCAAAAUGAAACUUGGGAAAAAGUAUACAGUGAUAGGAACACCCGAGUUCAUGGCACCGGAAAUGUACGAGGAGAAGGGUUAUAGCGAGAAAGUUGAUAUUUACGCUUUUGGGAUGGCACUUUUGGAGAUGGUUACCGGAGAAUACCCAUAUAAUGAGUGCAAAAAUGCGGCGCAGAUCUACAAGAAAGUCAGCCAGGGAAUAAAACCCGAAUGCCUUACACGAGUCAGUGAUCCGGAGGUCCUCGAUCUCAUAAAUAACUGCAUCGGCAACGAACAUGACCGUUUGAGCGCGCAAGAUAUAAUAGAGCACCCAUUCUUGGCCCUAGAGCCCGAGGUAGUGCUCAUCGCAACCGAGGACAAAACCCAUUUGACAAUGCAGGUCGUCUUCAAGGGAAUGGACCGGUUAUCCGUGAAGUUCGAGUUCAACGUUGAUACCGACACGGCCGAGGAAGUCGUCAAUGAAAUGAUUCAGGAACAAGUUCUACCAGCUCGAUAUCAGCAUCUCAUCACAGGGGAGAUUAAUCGCAUACUGCGAGAGAUGAACAAACCAGCCCCGGAAGAAGACAAAAACCGAGAGGAAUCUCGUCAACAAGGCUGGGCGACACGAAGUAAUAGCGUGCAAAACAACACACCAUCGCAGUCACAACCCCCGCCUUUAUCGUCGGACGGAUCGCAGCAGCAAUCAUCACAACAGCAGCAGUCUUUGUCACAACAACAGUCGUUAAGGCAUCCACCACCGCCGCAGCUCUCCCAUUCCCAGCAGAGUAUUCUGUUCCACCACACACAUCAAUCACCGCAAACACAAAAUCCUGGCGAGGACUCCAUCAGUUCGAAUAGCGAAGCAGGCUCCAUAUUGGCACGGAAAAUAUCGCUAAUGGACUCCCGGAGCAAUGAUGAGUUCGCUGACUUACCACAAAAAGGUGGGUCUGAGCAACAGCUGAAAGUUAGUCUACGAUCUGAGUAUACUGACGAUCGACCCAUCGAGGAACUGGUCAUGGAUACUGCGCUGGCAACGAAUCGGGGAACGGAUAAAGCAUACGAAUGGUUGGCGAAACUCAAAGACCAGGAUGUGAUGACAGUAGGCGAUCUGAGGGAGCUGCACGACGAAGACUGGGCUAGCUUAGGGUUGACUGUGUUCGCAAGCCGUGCGCUGAAGAACGUACUCUACGGCAAACCCGCGCGACCAUCGCAGAGUUCGGGGUCAUCCAACAUGCCCAACAGGGAUUCGUAGCCAAGUGAUUCGACACGCCUGAGACGGUCUCACCACGCCCCCUGAAACUCGCCGGCAGCAUAACCUUGGCGCCAAACAAUAGCUAAUACGUACAAACGCCAAGCUGUCAAAUCCCUAGAGUUUCACUGCACCGUACUCCGACCUUCGUCUCGGGGAGCAACAACAGACUCGACAAGUGCUUUCUACA
Fimicolochytrium jonesii is the source of this 1894-nucleotide messenger RNA. RefSeq names its product kinase-like domain-containing protein. The transcript is spliced from 12 exons. Gene Ontology annotation, cellular component: cytoplasm. The record is from RefSeq and is a predicted model, not a curated record. NCBI's taxonomy places the organism in Eukaryota, Fungi, Chytridiomycota, Chytridiomycetes, Spizellomycetales, Powellomycetaceae. Gene Ontology annotation, biological process: intracellular signal transduction; protein phosphorylation. Gene Ontology annotation, molecular function: protein serine/threonine kinase activity; ATP binding. Bases 16 to 1707 code for a protein of 563 amino acids.